UCUUCACAUGGCAGUGCAAAUUAAGCUGUUGUACAAAUUCAUGCUUUAAAGUAAAUAUUCUUUUAUCAGAUGAACUGCAGGGUGCACAAUCAGAAACUGAGGCUAAACAAGAAAUUGAGCAACUGCACAAGGAGCUGGUUGAAGCCCAAGAACUAGCUAAAACAAGUAAACAAAAAUGCUUUGAACUUCAAGCGUUAUUGGAAGAAGAGAGGAAGGCAUAUCGAAUGCAAGUUGAAGAGUCCAACAAGCAAAUAAAUGUUCUGCAAGCUCAGCUGCGAAGGUUACAAGAAGAUAUUGAGAAUCUCCGUGAGGAAAAGGAGAAUGAAAUUUCCAGUACUCGAAAUCAACUAAUUGAUGCUCAAAAUGAGAUUGUGCUUCUUCAACAAGUAGCAGAAAAGACAGCUUCAGAGCGAGACACUGACAUUUCUGCCUUGCAAGAGGAGCUGCGGAAGGUUCGCGCGGAGCUGGAGCGCUGGCGGGAGGACGCGGCGGGCUACGAGAAGGAGCUCGUGAGCCUGCAGGGCACCUUCCAGCUGCGGUGCCAGCAGUGCGAGGACCAGCACAAGGAGGAGGCUGCGCGCCUAAAAGGUGAGCUUGAAAAGCUGAAGGAGGAGUGGAGCGCUCUGGAAGCGGAGUGCGCUGCCCUCAAGAAGGAAAAUACUUUGCUUGCAUCUGAACUCCAGCGACAGGAGAAGGAGCUUUCCAGCUCUCAGGAACAGAGUUUAGCGCUAACUAGCAAUAUAAAUGUCCUUGAAAUGUCACGAAAAGAACUUGAAAAUCAGAUGGGAUCUUUGAGAGAGAAACAUCAGCGGGAUGCAGCUAGUCUAAAAAGCCAGCUCAGUGAAGCUGAAAAUCAAGCAAAGGAUGUUCAGAAAGAGUAUGAAAGGACACAGACUGUGCUCUCAGAGCUGAAGGCGAAGUUUGAGAUGGCUGAACAAGAAAAGCAGGCAAUCACAGAUGAGCUCAAACAGUGUAAGGAGAACCUGAAGCUGCUACAAGAAAAAGGAAAUAACAAACAAUGGCCUUGGAUGCCUGUGAUGGCAGCUUUGGUUGCUGUGACAGCCGUGGUGCUGUACCCAGGCCUAACCAGAGCUUCUCCAUGAGAACUGUUGUUGAAUCCAUACACCGUCCUCCCUUUAGAAGCUGGCAUCACUCAUAUACUGAGGGAAAACAGAUUAAUGCUCUUCCUUUUUACCUCUUAAUACAGCACAGCUCUGCGUGAGAACAGCAGUAGGGUCAUUUGCUUUAAACUGUGUAAAAUGUAUCUGUCUAUAAAGAGGGAAUAAAAAUGUGAUUCAUCAUACUGUGAGCAAUAUUUUUGCUUACAACUUCACGUAAGUUUUAAAUCAGUCUGUUGGGAUUCUAAAUACUAUAAUGGUGGCCUAAAGUAGGCUUCUUGAUACCAGAUUAUUUAUAACGGCUAGGUUUGUGGACUUGUACUUUAGAAUCUGAUUGCCGCAUGUAAAAGGAAAAACACCAUUUUGCCAAUUUGGACACCCAAGUCAAAUAACUUUGCAGAUACUUUGAAAACAGCUGCAGUGUGCUCAGUGCCUUUCAGUAUGCUGUUUUUUUCUAAAAGUAGUAUACCAUUUUACUUGCUGUUAGUCACUGAGCUGUUGGGAACAAGACUUAAGGUAACUUCUCUUAGGCCUUUUGGAGGAGGCAUAUUUUUAUUUGGUAAGGAUUGUUUUAUUAAUGAUUUCUGGAAAUAAACUCAAUUCCUGUCCAGCCUUAAAGAGAUAGAGACACUGAUGGUGAAGACCAGCCUAGAAUAUUUAGUGUGCGCGUGUGCGAGUGUUAGCAUGUGUGUGUUCUUGAGUGAACUAAGGUGUUUCUGGGAGCAAAUACUUGGUCAUUUGAUGGACAUAGUGCAGUGAUUCAACUUGCGUUAACUUUAGUUUGAAUGUAAUUUAUUAAAUUUCAUAUAUUUAAAGAGAUGCGUUCUUUAAAAGUAUGAAUACUUUCUCACAUAUCACAUUGUAUCAGUUUAUUUUUUCAGGCAUUUGAUACUUUCUGACUUGGGCUGAAAAGGCUCUUUAGAUAAGCUUUUAUUGGUGUAACUUCAUUAUAAAAUCCGCUACAAUGCAUCUAUAAUUAGCCAAAAAAUUCAGAACUACAUAAUCUGCUGCAGAAUUGGGAUUGUAUACCUAGUCAUGUAUGUCAGGUGAACAACGCUCUCAUUUGGUAGGUACAUUUUCUGCAUCAAGGUUACAUGGCUGUAAGUACAAUGCAGUGAUCCCCAUUAUAAAGUUUAUUUUCCUUAGCAAAGUACUAUAAUUAUUGCUACUUGCUGACUUUUGGUGGGAAUCACUGCAGUUAAUGCUGAAUUAAGCGUAGGCUGUAGUUAUCUUGUUCAGCUCAACAGUUCUGUCAAAAAACUUUAUUAAAGACUUCAAUAAUAUGCUAGAGAAAGGUGAGGCAAAAUGGCUCUACUAAAGGAAGCUUCAAAACAGGGAAAUAAUUUUCAAGAUUCAAUCGGCUUUAAAUGGUCUUAUGGCAAUCGACAGAUAGUUUAAGUAUUUAAAUAGAAAUUUAGCAUAAAAUUUACCUUGAGGUUUUGAGGAUCAUUGUUUGUCCUUUAAAGGUUCUACCUUAAGCUAUGUGGGGUUUGCUAAUGGGAGGAUUAUUAGUUAUGGAAAAAAUAGUCCACGGGUGACUUGUAGAAAAUAUAUAUUGUCAUUUAGUUCAUUCAUUUCAUCACUUUCAGUUGCAGGAAGC
Tinamus guttatus (white-throated tinamou) is the source of this 2718-nucleotide messenger RNA. Lineage: Eukaryota; Metazoa; Chordata; Aves; Tinamiformes; Tinamidae. The record is from RefSeq and is a predicted model, not a curated record.